Messenger RNA from Gossypium raimondii (Peruvian cotton), 2957 nucleotides. Its product is annotated as pentatricopeptide repeat-containing protein At1g62930, chloroplastic-like. Gene Ontology annotation, molecular function: protein binding. The record is from RefSeq and is a predicted model, not a curated record. The coding region runs from base 1064 to 1774 and encodes 236 amino acids. The transcript has 2 exons. Lineage: Eukaryota; Viridiplantae; Streptophyta; Magnoliopsida; Malvales; Malvaceae.
AGGAAAGCCCAUUCAUUUCAUCCAUGCUUCUCAUUAAAAACAUCUUCAACCCGACCCCUACUCUCCUCGGAGUUGUUUAUUUGAGUAUCAAACAUACAUUCUUCUAGUAGUGCCGCCACCGCCUCUGCUUUUAUUUCAACCUCACUUCUCUUGCUUUUCCAUUUUGCUUAAUUUCAAUAUAUGGGUAAGCUUCAUUCUUCAUUACUUCUUCCUUCUAUUGUUAACGGUGGAAAGCAUAUUUCUUCUUCUUUUUUUUGCUCUUUUAUUUCUUCUUCUUCUAAAACCAUUGCUACCCACAUCCAACCUUUCACUAAGAAUUCCAUGUCUGUAAGGGGAAAUCCAAAAAAAGUAUUAUCGCUUUGAUAAUGUUGAUGAUGCUUUUAAUUUGUUUAAUAAGAUGAUUCAGAGGUACCCAAAGCCAUCAAUUGUGGAAUUCACUAAAUUAUUAGCUGCCAUUGUUAGAAUGAAACAUUAUGCCAUUGCUGUAUCGAUGUGUAGCCAGAUGGAAUUAUUAGGAGUUUCCUGGGAUGUUUAUUCUUUGAGCAUCUUGGUUAACUGCUUUUGUUAAUUAGGUCAAAUUGAUCUUGGUUUUUCUGUUUUGGGGAACAUGCUGAAGUUAGGUGUUGAACCUCAUGUUGUAACUUUUUCCACUUUGAUGCAAGGUAAGAUUUCUCAGGCUGUAAGAUUGUUUGAUGAAAUGGUUGAAAAUGGGUAUCAACCUAAUUUAAUUGUUUACGGUACAAAUAGUGUAAAACCGGGAAUACUGAUAGAGCUGUCAGGCUUCUAAGGAAUGAUGAAAAGGUUUCGACCCCAAUACUGUAACAUAUAGCACUGUCAUUGACGGUCUCUGUAAGAAGGGAUCACUAAAUGAGACUCUCCACCUUUUCUCCCAAAUGAAGGUUAAGAGCAUUAGACCAGAUAUAGUUUCAUAUAAUAUAUUGAUCGAUGCACAUUGCAAGGAUGGGAAGAUUUUUGAGGCAACAGAUACCGUUGACACAAUGAAAAAGCAAGGCAUUGAGCCUGAUGUUGUUAUAUAUUGGUUGAUGCGUAUUGUAAGGAAGGAAUGGUUUCUGAAGCUAAAGAUGUUGGCACAAUGAUAAAGCAAGGCAUUGAGCCUGAUGUUGUUACAUAUAAUAUAUUGGUUGAUGCGCAUUGCAGGGAAGGAAUGGUUUCUGAAGCUGAAGAUAUUGUUGACGCAAUGAUAAAGCAUAACAUUGAGCCUAAUGUUGUUACCUAUAGUGCAUUAAUAAAUGGUCAUUGCUUGCAAAACAAGAUGGAUAAAGGUAGAAAGGUAUUUCAGUUGAUGAUUAAGAAGGGUUGUGCACCUGAUAUAUUUAGUUACAACAUCAUGAUCAAUGGAUAUUACAAAGCUCAAAGGAUAGAUGAAGCAAUGGAACUCUUUCAUGAAAUAUCCCAAAAAGGACCAAACCCGGAUAUUGUCACGUACAACACUCUUAUGCAAUGUAUGUGUAAACUAGGGAGAGUUUCAUCUGCAUGUGAACUUUUGAGGAAGAUGAUUGCUUUUGGACAAGUUCCAAAUGUAGUGACCUGUUCAUUUUUGUUGAAUGGUUUAUGCAAAAGUGAUAAACUCGAAGAGGCUUUGGAACUUUUUCAAGCAAUGCGGAACAGCAAGUUGGAACUUGAUACUGUCUGUUAUAAUAUCCUAAUUGAUGGCUUAUGCAAAUCUGGGUAUAUUGAAGUUGGAAAGGAAUUAUUUCAUAAACUCUCAGUCAAUGGUUUGAAGCCCAGUGUUUACAAUUUCUAUAAUGAUUAACGGAUUUUGCAAAGAGGGAUUGCCUGAUGAAGCUUACCUGUUGUUUAGGAGCAUGGGAGAUAAUGAUCCAGGGGUUUCUUUGAAACAGCUAUACUUCAAAGGCAACACAAGUUCUUAAGGAAAUGGUCAGUGAGGGCUUUUCUGCAGAUUUACACACUGCCACUUUAUUUUUGGAUCUGAUCUUAUGAUCUGAUGAAUCAAUCUUGAUCUGAAAUGUUUUCUUAGAUUGGUACCUUCACCUUUACCUUUCUUCAUUGGGAUGGCUGUUUCCUGGUAAUUGGAGCUCGUAUUCAGCACCAAUGAGAAUACUGUGAGCUAAUCCUCAACGCUAAAACUGAAAAAGUUAAAAAAAAGCUCAAAGCUUCACUUGCCAAAGGCUGAAGCAAAUGGCUGGUCUCAAUCAGCAACUUGAGCAGGGAUAGGAUUUGUGCUGCAGGUAGCAUUAUAUAGGUCAGUGAAUGGAAUGCUCUGUAGCAUCCUGUUGCUUUGGCAUUCAUUCAAACCAAGUUUGGUCGAUGACAGGUAUGUUGAUAACAAGAGAUAUAUUGCAAGUUGCCUUUCAUCCUUUAGCUGAGCAGGUUCAUCUUAGGUCAAGGGACUUUUUCACAGGGUCUUCUUGGGGGGUUCCACCUUAGACAAAAUUUCCUAGUUGUCCCUUGUUUGAUUCAUUCUACUCUCGUAAGGAAGUCGACCUUUUUCUUUGUUCAUUUGAACUAGAAGGGUUGUUUAUUAUGUAAAAGAUACAGCUAAACAUUAGUAGUAAAAAACUUGUUUUUGUCCUGAGCAGUAGUAGCCAUUUGAAAAUGAGCUUUCUUGUGGGGUAUGGGGAAAAGAUACCCACAAUAUAUGUGCAUCACAGAGACCAGCUGGUGCAACAACCGGUUGUGCUGGUGGCCUCAUUUGGCUGUUGGAGGCAUUGUGGGUGGGCCUUUUCAUGUGAAUUGGUUUCAUGGUUUAGGGGGAUAUAGGAAUAAUAUAAUGCAAUGUAACUACAUUUUUUUUUUUGAAUUUUGGAGAUGAGACUUUUUUCUUCAUUAUUGGACAUUGAAAUAAAAAUUCUGGCCAAUACUGAUGAUGAUCGUAUUUUCUAGCAUCUUAAUGAACCAUCAAUCACACAAUGAUUCAAGUAUCUAGUCAUAAACAGAACCAAAUUCACGUAAAGAAAUUUGGAGGAAAAAUGAAA